AGUCUUUCCUUUGAAAAUUAAUUCUAAUAAUAAUACAAAACAAAAAGAAAAAAAAUAAAUAAUAAAAAAAAUCAAAAAAAUCAAAGGGGGUAGCUCGCGCCAUGACCGCGGCAUGCAUGCCGCGGCCACAGCGCGAGGCAGCUGCCUCUCUGCUGCUCGCGGUCGGGCCGCGCAUGCCGCGGCCAGACCGCGCCACAGCAUGCUUGCUGUGGCUCGCGGGUGAGCCGCGGCAUGCAUGCCGCGGCCGCACCGCGGUACGGGUCGGCCUUAAUAAGCCGACCCCCUCGCAUUUAUUCCCCCCGCAUUGCCUUCUCCUUCUACCAAUUUCCCUCACCCCGCCCUCACCUAGCCUCCCACGAUUCUCCCAGCCUGCUCCCUUACAAAUUUUCCAAGAUUUUCUUCAAGGACCUCCCCUCUUCACUCUCCAACUUCAACAUUAAAGGAUCGAUCACAAGCAAAGAUGGCACCCAAAACUCGCUACACUCCAGCCGCAAACAAGGGUAAAGCCAUUGUAACAAGUUCAAAUGCUUCCAAACGGCCGCGAGCUAAUCCUCCAUCAUAUCCAAUCUACCUUACUACCGAAACUGAAGAACGGGCCCGAGUGAUAAAGUCCUGGCCUCUCCAUAGGGAGCGAGAAGUUGACCUUGCUAGCAUUGAGAUCACAGGUGUUUCUGAAGUUAUUCAUGCCAAGAAGUGGCACAAAUUUUGUGCCAAGCCUCACAAGAUCUAUCCCUCCGUGGUUCGAGAAUUCCUCGCCAAUUUCAAUGAUAACAUCCUUGGAGGUGAUGAUGAAGAUGAGGAAGCUCAUGCCUUCCAUACAUAUGUGCGAGGAGUGUGGGUACCAUUCAGUCCUGACGUAAUCCAACACUUUUAUCAAGUGACAUCAGGGACAGCUCUCCCGGACAUAGAGGACUGGAAUCAAGUGGCUCAUUUUUGCUUCAAUGAAGACAUUCCACCGGUGUGGCCGUGCCACAAUGUGGUGCUCCAUAACGAGCUCAACCUCAAGGCGAAGAUGUUCCAUUACAUCUUAUCCUCUAACAUCGCUCCAUCCUCACACAUGAUUGAGAUAUACCCUCCACGGAUGCAACUGCUAUAUACCUUGGCUACUGGACAUGAUUUGAAUUUUGGCGAGCGCAUAUUCCAACAAAUCGUCACCCUCGCCUUGACCAAGGGUAGUAAGAAGAGGAUUUAUUUUCCAGCACUCAUCUCAGCAUUGUGCAAGCAAGCCAAAGUUCCUACAUCAUCAUCUAAGCUCGACAGGACGAAACCCAUACUGAUCAAUCUCUACACUAUCCGGCAGUCACAGACUCAAAUUGUCCAGCACCGACAUGCCGCUCAAAUGCGAGACGCAGCAGCAGAGGCCGAGGAAGAAGAUGAAGCUGCGGAGUACAUGGAACCCGAAACACCACCAGCAGUGAGGCCACCACUCCGACGUCGGUCUGGAGGAGUCAACUUCGGCCCCACCUUGGAGGCCAUGCAAGCACAGAUACAAGAAAAUCGAGAAGAGCAAGAUCGGCAAUUCCGCUUGUUCCAAGCGGGCCUAGAUAUUCUCAGAGCCGACCUUCGUACCCAGCAUGAGGAGAUGAGAUCCAUGUUUGCCCAGCUACUCCAGUACCAGCCACCCCCACCUCCUGAAGACCAUUGACUCACUCUGACCAUCACUGCACUGCUUCUCCAUCCCAGUUGAACUGGUGGUAUUCUCACGUCUACUGACCGAAGGCAAAAGACAUUUCCUGCCUCUCCCCUCAGGUUGCUAGUGCUUUUAUUCUAGAAGACACCUAUGGUGCUUUUCUGAGCUCGUUUAGUCGCUUAUUAUUAUUGUGAUAGCAAAAGAGUCUUCAUAAAUUUUGAAUGAAAAUAUUUUCUCACUCAGAUGUGCUGAAACUUGAAUUUGUGAAUGUUUAUAUAGAGGGUUGUCACUCUCCAAGGAUAUGGAAGUAAAUUGUCUCAUAUAUGUAUUUUCUCCUUUGUUGUAUUGUA
Messenger RNA from Diospyros lotus (date-plum), 1980 nucleotides. RefSeq lists its product as uncharacterized. The coding region runs from base 461 to 1645 and encodes 394 amino acids. The transcript is spliced from 3 exons. The record is from RefSeq and is a predicted model, not a curated record. NCBI's taxonomy places the organism in Eukaryota, Viridiplantae, Streptophyta, Magnoliopsida, Ericales, Ebenaceae.